Molecule: messenger RNA, 828 nt
Organism: Synchytrium microbalum
Lineage: Eukaryota; Fungi; Chytridiomycota; Chytridiomycetes; Synchytriales; Synchytriaceae
Exons: 8
Coding region: 1-828 (275 amino acids)
Molecular function (GO): oxidoreductase activity
Source: RefSeq, a predicted model, not a curated record
AUGGCUGAAGACCCACCAGUUAACGCAUCCAGCCUUUUCGAUCUGACGGGAAGAAUCGCACUCGUUACUGGAGGUGGAUCUGGCAUUGGCUUCUACAUCUGCAGAGCCCUAGUCGCAAAUGGUGCAAUCGUGUACACCAGUUCCAGGAAGGGUGACGUCCUAGGCAAAGUCGCGGACGAACUCACCAAAAUGGGACCAGGAAAAUGUAUUGCUAUCGCUGGAGAUUUGACCAGCAAAAAGGCCUGUGAUGAUCUCGCUGCUGAACUGAGGAAGCACACCAAGAAACUCGAUAUUCUCGUAAACAAUGCUGGUAUGACCUGGGGUGCACCAAUGGAAUCAUUCCCUGAGAAUCGCUGGCACGAUGUCUUCUCUCUGAACGUGUACACUCCAUACUACUUGACCGUUGCCUGUUUGGAUAUGUUGAAGGCUGCAAACCGAGGCCCAUACGAUCCACCAAGAGUUGUCAUGAUUGGAUCUGUUGCUGGAAUCACUCAAAAUGAAAACAUGAACAAUCCCUCUUAUGCAGCUUCCAAGGCAGCUAUUCACCACCUGACCAAAGUUAUGGCAGCCAUGUUGGGUCCAAAGGGAAUAACUGUCAAUUGCAUUGCUCCUGGAGUCUUCCCUUCCCGAAUGGCUCGAUUCUACACUGACAAUUCUGAGAUGCGAGAUGCAACUGUAUCUCAAAUCCCUCUCGGAAGACUUGGUACACCCGCUGACAUAGCCGGCCUCAUUCUAUUCAUGACCUCACGUGGUGGUGCGUAUUUGAAUGGGACCGUCAUUCCUUAUGACGGUGGUCACUCUUUGGCUAGCAAGAACUUGAAGCUAUAA